Podospora bellae-mahoneyi is the source of this 1926-nucleotide messenger RNA. RefSeq lists its product as uncharacterized. The record is from RefSeq and is a predicted model, not a curated record. Lineage: Eukaryota; Fungi; Ascomycota; Sordariomycetes; Sordariales; Podosporaceae. The transcript is spliced from 2 exons. Gene Ontology annotation, molecular function: monooxygenase activity; oxidoreductase activity, acting on paired donors, with incorporation or reduction of molecular oxygen; iron ion binding. The coding region runs from base 187 to 1926 and encodes 579 amino acids.
UAGCAUGGUUUCCGGUCCCGGUGGGGGCCGUCGGUGCUGACGUCGAGCCUGGCGGGAAACCACCUUCACUGCUGCCAUCAUGGGUUGGGACUUCUGUUCAUCUUUCCCCAUUGCGUAUGGAAGCAUUUGUAUUAGGCUCAACACAACCGUCCCCUAACAGUGCCCUUCAGUGCAAACUCCUACAAUAUGGCUCUUCUGAACAUCUAUACGACGCUUACUAGCUUCCUGUCGCCAACAGCCACACUCUGGCUGGCUGUUUUGCUCACAGUCCUUGGUCCUUAUUUGCUGUACCAAUGGCUGCUUCCCAAACCGCUCCCCGGCAUUCCGUUCAACAUGGAAGCUACAAAGUCGUUGUUCGGUGACGCACCUGCCAUGAGCAGGGAAAUCAGCGUCACGGGAGAGUUUAGCAUGUGGCUAGCCCAUCAGGUCGAACGAAUGGGUGAACCCAUCUGCCAAGUCUUCAUCCGUCCGUUUUCCAAGCCAUGGAUCCUGGUGGGCGAUUUCCACGAAGCUCAGGACAUUUUGAUGCGCCGCACCGAGUUUGAGAAGCCUCAGUUCUUGAUCGACGGGCUCCUCGCUUUGGGUGAUUGGAAUGCAAGGUACAAGACCAACGACCCCACCUUCCGAGCCCGCCGCCACCUCAAGCAAGACUUGAUGGCACCAAACUUCCUGAACAGCUUCAUGGGCCCAUUUCUUCACAGCGAGGGGUUGAAGCUCGUCAAGCUUUUCGAGGCAAAGAUGAAGCUUGCCGACGGGAGACCGUUUUCUGUGCGGUCGGAUUACUACCACGCUGCCCUCGACACCAUGGUUCACUACGCCUUCGGCGGAAAUAUUCCAGACUCGGCAACGGACCCUCAGUUGGAGACGAUAUCCAACAUAAGGCCCUCGCAAAUCCCCCCAGCCAGCAAGGACGAGCCUGUGGUCUUUCCUGAAACUCCAAUCUCGCCAUUCCUCGCCGCUGUCCAUCACGCACCUGAUGUCUUGGAAAAGACCACAAUUGCCUGGGCGCCCAAACUCAGUUUCUGGUGGUGGAGCCAACAGCCAUGGUUCCGGAAGAUCUUCUCACAAAAGGAACAAGUCGUCCCCAAGCAGCUCGACGUGGCGAUUCGGAAUUUUGAAGCGGGCGAGGUCAAGACAGCUCUGGAGCACCAUCUGAUGCGGGAGAAGAUUGCAGCUGAGAAACAAGGGCGUGAGCCUCUGUUGAACAGUCACAUCAUGGUCGAUGAGAUUUUUGCAGACAUGAUCGCCGGUCAUCAUACCACAGGGGGAUCAAUGGGGUGGGUUACCAAGUAUUUGACUGGCUACCCCGAAGCCCAGUCUAAACUCCGCGAUGCACUGUACUCUGCUCUUCCAGAGGCUGUUGCAGAAAAACGCUUCCCCACCUUUGAAGAGCUUCGCCGAGCGAGAAUUCCUUACCUUGAGGCGGUCAUCGAGGAGACGCUGCGCCUGACACCAUUCAGCAUGACAAGAGAGGCUACGGAAGACACCGAAAUUCUGGGCUACAAGAUCCCUAAAGGAUGCCAGGUCUUUAUGGUCAAUGCCGGACCUGGAUACCUCUCCCCUUCGCUGCCUGUAAACGAGAAUGCUCGUAGCCCGACGUCCAAGGCGGCGAAGAGACGGCCUCAUUGGGAUGAGUCCAAGGAUCUGAAGCUGUUUGAGCCUGAGCGCUGGCUUGUAACCAAGAAGGAUGGGUGUGUGGAGUUUGAUGCAGGCGCGGGACCGCAGCUGGGAUUCGGCAUGGGUAUCAGACAAUGCUGGGGGAGGAAGCUGGCGCAUCUGGAGAUUAGAACGAUUAUGGCGUUGGUGGUUUGGAAUUUUGAGUUUUUGGAGAUUCCAGAGGCUUUGGGGGGUUAUGCUGGGUUUGAUGGAAUUUCGAGACAGCCACAGAAGGUUUAUGUCAGGUUGCGGAAGGUGAAUUCCUGGUAG